AGCCACUCACUGCCGUCAUCGAACCGAUUCGUCAUGUCCAGUAGUCAUGUCACACGUAUGUUUGUUUAUAUUGCCCGAACCAGAAGUCAAAAGUAAUGUGAGAUGUUCCUUAGGUUAAGAAUGUAUUUCAAUACGUUAUAUCAACACAAACCCGUUCUUUAGAAUUCUCAAAUUCAUUUUUUCGCAGUAUAAAUUGUAAAUUAAUACCAAAUAUAUUGUCUCAUUGUUCCUUGCAGAAUGUGUAAUUUAAAAUUCAUUUCUUGGACGUAUUUAUUCUUUCUAUUGUAUGAUUUUUGUCUUGCUGUUUCAUUUACUGUGGAAGAAAUGAAAUGGGUCAAUUACGAAGUAGAUAUAUUACAAACGCCUGUAAAAAAAGGAGCUGAAGAAAGUCAGCCUGUUAUGCGUAUGACUUCUAAAUAUGGUCAGGAAUAUCAGUGUCUUUUGCCUGAACUAAAAGAAGAUGAUGCUUCUGAAAAAGAGACUGUUAAUGAAAAAAAUACAGAUAUAAAACAACUUUUAAAACCUAUGCAGGCUGGUUCUUGCUUGCUUAAAGGAAAAGACUGGUGGACGUAUGAAUUUUGUUUUGGCCAUUAUAUAAAGCAAUUUCACAUUGAAGAUGGACAAAUCAUUGGACAAAUUCUAACAUUAGGACUGUAUGAAUCAGACUAUGAUUGGAAUAAUGAAACUGAUUUGGAAAAAUUUAAACAAGUGAAGCAAAAAUAUCACUCGCAAUAUUAUACUAAUGGAACUAAGUGUGACUUGACAGGACAGCCCCGUAAUGCUGAAGUUCGGUUUUAUUGUGAAGAAGAUGCUGGAGAUUAUAUUUAUCGUGUUGAUGAACCUGGAACUUGUAGUUAUAUUAUCACUAUUCAUACAUCGCGAUUAUGUUCACAUCCAGAGUUAAAGCCUUUGCCUUCAAAUAAGGCUUAUAGCAUACCUUGCCAUCCAGUUUUAAAUGAAGAACAGUAUUCUCAAUAUUUAAGAAAGUUAAAAGAAGAAAAUGCUUUAGCAGAAGAAAAAAGAAGCCAGUGGUUAAGCAAUCAGCAAGAACGGUUGCAAAUUAUGAAGAAUGUAAACUUAUUUAAAGUUGAAAAUGAAAAAGUUACCAAACUAAAAGAUUUAUACACAGAUAUAAGUCAAGAUUUUAAAUCAAAAGAUUCUUCCGUUGAAAGCGAGAUUUCAAAAUCCUUAAAAAAAGCUGAUAAUUUAAAAACUGCUACUGAAAAAGAUAGAAGUAACACAGAAGCAGAAAAAGACGAAAAAUCUGCUUUAUUGAAGUUGUGGAAAGAAUAUGACAUGGAAAUUGAAAAAUUGAAGUCGUCAUUACCACCUGAGAAAUUUGCUUCUUUGAAGAAUGAUAUUGAAAAACAGUUUGAUUCAAUAAUGAAUGAGGCAGAAAAUAUGGAAUCAGAUCCCAAUGAGAAAGGAAAAAGUGCUGCAAUUUCUACACUCACAUCAACACUGAAGCACCUUUUGGAAAAACUUAAUAAAGCUACGACGGAUGUUCUUGAAGCUUCUAAGAAACUCAGCAAAGUUACGUCUAGUCUUGAAUCUGAUGAAGCUGGUGUUACCGAUAAGGAAACAGUUCAGGAGAAUACAGAGAAGGAAACUGUAGAAAUUGAAGAGGAUCCAAAACAUACCGAUGAUGAUCAGAGUCAAUCUGCUGUUCUUGAUGAUGACAAGCUUCAUGUACGUAUAAGAAGGCUUGAUCGUAAAUCUACUGAUUCAAAUGGCCAAUUAUAUGAAAUGGAUGUUGUUCAGAGAAAGAAGCUAGAGCAGGCUGUAAAGGAAAAAUUAGAAAAAGCUGGAUUGGAUACUGGAGGCCGAAGAAUUGAAGUAAAUAUCAUUACUGCUGGAUUUUAUGACAAUGAAGAUGGAAAAGACUUUCAUGCAUUGUCUGAUGAAGAAACAAGUCAAUUUCAAAAUAUGAUUAUGGCAUUAUUGACUGGACAACAAGAAGCAGUUCAAGAAAUGGAACGGCACAAGAAAUUGGAAGAAAAUUAUAAAUUCACAUGGGAAAAUGAUGAUGAUAGAGAGGACUGAUUUAAAGUGUCUACAGAUAGAAUUCGGUAGUCUGACUAGAACUUUUAAACACAAUUUCAUUUUUAGAAAUUUAUUAUACAAUUAAAACUAGCAUUUGGUAAUUUAUGCCAAUAAUUAUUAUUGCUGAUAUGUGUUGUUUUUUUUUUCAAAAACAAGGAUAAUUGUUAUGGCUUUGCUUCAGUUUUUUAGGGAAGGGGGGAAAUGAAAAAUUGUGCCACCAACCCUUGUUACACAAUUAACCAGUGGACACACUCAAAAUUCAUAUUUCUUUUAAUUGUAUGGAAGGAAGUUACUGUUACUAAGAAAUCUAAAAUUAAAAAUUGAAACUUUUUAAAGAUAAAUGUAUUAUUUUUUAUUUUAAGGGAUAUGUUUGUGCACUGGUCAGACUACUCUAUUCAAAGAUUUUAAACCGUCUAUAUUGAAGAAGUUAAUUUUAGAACCAUGAGAGAGCUCAAAACACAAAAUAAUCUCUGAAUGUUGAUACUUACAGAUAACCCAUACUGCCAAAAUUUGUCCUAUACUCAUUUUUUGUGUUUACAAUGUAACUGACCCAUGUCACAUUUUUGUAAACUGCAUAAAGUUGUUAUGCAGGAUUUUUUUUUGAAUUUAUGUCUCUACAAGUCUGCAGUUCAUUUUUUAUACAUGUUAAAAGUUAUAAAAACAAGUGUUGAAAUGAUA
Messenger RNA from Uloborus diversus, 2721 nucleotides. RefSeq names its product protein OS-9-like. Gene Ontology annotation, cellular component: endoplasmic reticulum lumen. The record is from RefSeq and is a predicted model, not a curated record. Bases 238 to 2043 code for a protein of 601 amino acids. Gene Ontology annotation, biological process: retrograde protein transport, ER to cytosol; endoplasmic reticulum unfolded protein response. The transcript has 14 exons. Lineage: Eukaryota; Metazoa; Arthropoda; Arachnida; Araneae; Uloboridae.